Triplophysa dalaica is the source of this 3841-nucleotide messenger RNA. RefSeq names its product chondroitin polymerizing factor 2 (gene chpf2). Bases 1017 to 3311 code for a protein of 764 amino acids. NCBI's taxonomy places the organism in Eukaryota, Metazoa, Chordata, Actinopteri, Cypriniformes, Nemacheilidae. The record is from RefSeq and is a predicted model, not a curated record. Gene Ontology annotation, molecular function: glucuronosyl-N-acetylgalactosaminyl-proteoglycan 4-beta-N-acetylgalactosaminyltransferase activity. The transcript is spliced from 4 exons. Gene Ontology annotation, cellular component: Golgi cisterna membrane.
CUGGCACGAGGACGCAAUAUGAAGAGAAACCUCGCGGUCGGAGAGUUGCACAAACUGUAACUGUAUCGACGCAUUGCAACAAGAUGACGCGCAUGGAAUCAUAUAUACGUGGAACGUUUGCGUGCGCUUUUUGUUUCCUCGGGUCUUUUUAAACGAAUUGACUCUUUUUCCUCCAUAGCACAUCCGCAGGUAAAUCUGAUACUUGGACGAUGCUGGACACAUUCACAGCGAAGCUAAGAAAGUCAUGUUACAUUGUGCGUCUUUGAAUUAGUCUUUACAAGACACGUUCUACAACCAGAGCAGGAUUAGCUUAUUUUGCGGAAGAUUUUGCUGCUGGUUGCUACCGUUGUUCAUCUCGCAAAUAAAGCAUCUAACGUCACGCGUAAAAACGCGAAGGGCUAUUUUACCGAACAUCAUUGAUUGUGAGUUUCAUUUGAUAUCCUGACCUGUAAGAGAACAUGACCGUUCCAGCGUGUUGGUUGCAAAUGUUGUCGGGUUGUUAGCGAUCUAACCAUUUGUUCACUUGUGGGGUUGAUUUCUGAUCUAAUAAUGUCAAAAUUAGGUUUAAUCUUAAUGUAAUAACGAAUGUAGCACAUCUCAUGCAGGAAGAUGUUAGACUUUAUAAAGGUUUCCUUAUUUGUUACUGUCAGAGGUCACAUUAACAGUUACAUUGAGGAAGUGGUACCGCCACAGUAUUGCAUGUUUACAUCGGACCCAAAUGUCCUCUAAAGAGGCAUUCUAGAAUAUUUAAUCUUGGUUCUCAAUUUUACGACAAUUAAUAUUAUGGUCAUCAGUGGAUUUAUCUGAUUGUAAAGUCGUUAUCACUGACUUUACUAGUCGCACUGUGAUAAGAGAUAUAGUGUCAGGAAUUAAAUACAGUUAAAAUUCAUGACGUGUACGUUGUUAACAUCAGCUAUAUAAACCAUUAAACUUUACUGCUGCUUGAACUCCUGUCUGAGGAGAUCUGGGUGAGCCUUGAAAUCUACCGACUGGCUUUUAAGAGACAUUACUCUGCGAUGCGCCUGUCUUCUUUCUUGGCUGUUUUUCGGCCUGCCCUUCCUCUCAUCCUGGGACUUUCUUUGGGCUGUAGCCUCAGUCUUCUGAUGGUGUCCUGGACACAGGGGGACGCAGAUGAGGCAUGUGGAGAUGAACUGGGCACUGGGGGACUCCUACAUAGUGGUCAUGUUAGGGAUCACCGGGAUGGCAAAGAUGGAGAUAGGAAUGAGGACUUCCAGCCACGAAUUGUACCCUAUCAUAAGGAUCCCAACAAACCACAUAAGAAAGUACUUAGGACUCGCUACAUUCACACAGAGCUGGGCAUCCGAGAGCGUCUUCUGGUUGGCAUCCUGAGCUCACGUGCCACUCUGAACACAUUGGGUGUGGCAGUCAAUAAAACCGUAGCUCAUCGGUUUCACCGCACCUUCUUCUUCACAGGCCUUCGAAGUGCAAAGGCGCCGCACGGCAUGACUGUUGUAGCUCACGGCGAUGAUCGGCCCGUCUGGCUGAUGUAUGAAACUAUACGACACCUUCACCAACACUACGGCAACGAGUACGAUUGGUUUUACCUUGCGCAAGACGACACGUACACGCAGGCUGAAAGGGUGAUGGAGCUGGUUAACCAUCUUAGUGCGGGACAGGAUGUGUAUAUGGGACGGGCUGAGGAGUUUAUUGGGGGUGAAGAACGUGCCCGAUAUUGUCAUGGCGGAUACGGGUAUCUACUGUCGCGUAGCCUGCUGGCCCGACUGCAACCUCAUCUGGACACCUGCAGAAACGACAUCCUCAGCGUCAGACCGGAUGAGUGGCUUGGUCGCUGCAUCAUUGAUUACUUGGGUCUUAGUUGUGCGGAGAAGCAUAAGGAGAUGACUUACCGUUACUUUGAGCUACAGAAGAAUGUAGACCCAGAGCGUGAAGACGGUGCCCAGUUUAAGAAUGCCUUCACUGUCCAUCCAGUCUCUGAACCUGCCCUGAUGUACCGCCUGCACAAACGCUACAACCAGAUUGAACUGGACUGGACGUAUGCACAGAUACAGCAACUUCAGGUCCAGAUCAAUAACAUAAGUGAGCUCACUCCAGAAGGAAAAUCUGGAGCCACCUGGCCCAUCGGAAUCAACCCACCCUUCCGGCCCAAGACUCGCUUUGAGGUGAUCAACUGGGAAUACUUCACUGAGGAGCACAUUUAUAAAUGUGCCGACAGUUCUCCAAAGUGUGAACUUCGAGGUGCGGACCGUGAAGAUGUUAAUUCAGUCCUGGAGACCGCAGUGAGCCGUCUGAACGAGCGCUAUCAGCCCCAGCUGCGGUUCCGUAAGCGCCGUCUAUUGAAUGGGUACAGGCGCUUCGAUCCUACACGAGGGAUGGAAUACGUGCUGGAUUUGGCCCUCGAAGCUUUUACACAAAAGGGUCAUAGUCAGGUCAUUGCCAAACGGGUAAGUCUGCUGAAGCCUCUCAGCACUGUGGAGAUCAUUCCCAUGCCAUACGUAACAGAAGCGACGCGGGUGCAGGUGAUCCUCCCUGUGACGGCGCAUGAUCAGGACUUUGUGGGGAACUUCCUUGACAUGUAUGUCAUGAAUGCUUUGGAUACCCAUGACAAUGCUCUGCUCACUUUCUUGUUUGUGUAUGACCCCUUUGAUGCCCAGCGGGUCAGCCAGACAGACGUCUUCGCCGGUGUCAAAGCCAUGAUUGGCGAGGUUGAGAAACGUUACGGCGAUGUUAAAAUUCCCUGGAUCAGCGUGAAGACCGAAGUUCCUUCACAGGUCAAACUGAUGGACAUCAUCUCCAAGAAGCAUCCAGUAGACACCCUGUUCUUCCUAGCCAGCGUUUGGACAGAGGUCAACGCUGAUUUUCUCAACCGUUGCCGUAUGAAUGCCAUCAGCAAUUGGCAGGUGUUCUUCCCAAUGCACUUCCAAGAGUACAGUCCUGCUCUAGUCAACCGAGACCAGCAGCCUUCCGCCGCGUCAUUUUUUGCUUCCGAGACACUGCGCGAUGGACACUUUGACCGUCACGUCUUUGAAGAAGCCUGCUUUUACAAUGCAGAUUACAUGGCUGCCCGCACAAAGAUGGCAGCGGACAUAUUGGACAACGAUGAGAUGCUUGAGAACAUGGAUGUAUACGAGAUAUUUGUCCGCUACUCAGGGUUGCACGUCUUUCGGGCUAUAGAGCCGGCACUAAUUCAGAAAUAUUUUCACAGGGAAUGUAACCCACGGUUUAGCGAGGAUAUCUAUCAUCGCUGUGUGCUCAGUAACCUAGAGGGGCUAGCCUCUCGAUCACACCUAGCCAUGGCUUUGUUUGAACAAGAGCAGGCUAACAGCACUUAAAAACUACUGGAAGCAUGCGUUAACUUUGCUUAAACUUCAUCAAUCUCAUUUUGGUGGCCUUAAAAAACCGGGACUAGUCAUGAACCAAAAUCUGCCUCAUGGAAAAGGACCUACUGAUGUUGACGUUGUGAAUUUCUCUGCACAGAACAGCCAAUGUUUUAGUUCAACUAGACACAGUGAAGACGUGUUACUCAAGUGUUGACUCGUAAAUUUUUACAUGGAGUAUAUGACUAAUAAACCAGCGGACUCAUUUAACCUGAAAAUGACACAUUCUAUAUAUUCUGUAUAUCUUUCUCCAAAUUUAACCUGAGGAGUUAACUUUGUUUACAUGACUGCCAAUGACUAAAUGCAGGUGAAAGGGAACUCUUCAAAUUUGUUACAAUAUAAACAUUACAGUCUUCAUGGUUAACAGAGGUUUAGUUCCAAAUCUCAGCCUCUUGAGCCAACCUUUUCCAUCAGCUGUAUGAUUGUAUGACCUUCAAAAGGAAUGUUCUGAAUAUGUCAGGACUGAAUAAAGUCAUUAUCUGUGA